Diorhabda carinulata is the source of this 726-nucleotide messenger RNA. RefSeq names its product 52 kDa repressor of the inhibitor of the protein kinase-like. The record is from RefSeq and is a predicted model, not a curated record. The transcript has a single exon. The coding region runs from base 1 to 726 and encodes 241 amino acids. Lineage: Eukaryota; Metazoa; Arthropoda; Insecta; Coleoptera; Chrysomelidae.
AUGGCCGGAAUUAACAAAGGUGUUCAGGCUAGAGUCUUAAAAGAAUAUCCCCGGGCUUCAUUUAUACUGUGUACCAGUCAUAGUUUGAAUCUUGUAGUAUCUGAUGGUGCAAGGUCUUCUGUGAAGUCAACCUCACUGUUUGGAGUAAUUCAACAGCUUUACACAAUUUUUGCAGGAUCAACGAAACGGUAUUGCAUAGUCAGUGAACAUAUUCAGUCAUUAUCUCUAAAACAAGUUUGUGAAACUCGUUGGGAAGCAAGAAUUUCUUUAAUCCAAGCUAUCAGGUACCAAUAUGCUGAAGUUAGGCAAGCCCUCAUAGAACUUGCAGACAGCGUUGACGACCCUAAAACAGUAUCAGAAGCUCAAUCUCUGAUUAAGCAUAUGGAAGACUUUUCCUUUUUGACAUGUCUGAUUGUUUGGCAUGACUUUUUAUUUCAAGUAAAUGUAGUUAGCAAAACAUUGCAAGGGAAGAUGGCUGACUUAACAUCUGCCAAGAAGCUGCUUGAUAAUUGUCAAGAAUUCCUCUCAUCCUUCAGAGAAAAGGGUCUUUUAGACGCAAUGAUAUCCGUUAAGGAAAUUGCCAAAGAAUUGGAAAUUGAACCGGUUUUCACGGCCGAGAGAAUGAGAAAGAAAUCAAAGCAGUUUUCGUAUGAAGGUUCAGACGAAGUGGUACCAUGGAAGAGCUUUUUAAGAGAGAUGUUUUCUUACCCCUUGUUAACAGUGUGA